GCCCAUCUCAAAUCUUUGCAAUCUACAACCAUCUAUGUCAUCUUUCAGACCAAGAAGAGUGAUACCAAGUGCUAUCAACACCCCCACUUCCGUUGUAAUCAAGUCUUCCAAAUUGGCCACCCAAUCCGAAACCGAAAGGAUUUUAACGGCUUUCAUAGACAUCAGUGAAUCGGUUGCAACUACGGUACCAGGACAAGCAUCUUCAUCCAAUGAAAUUUUGAAUGCUGACAGCGGGUUGAGUAAUAGUACAGGGAAUGCUGCUAUAAUAAGUCAAUUAAAGAGAUUACAAAGAGAUUUGAGAGGUCUCCCACCCACUUUAACUGAGUUCAACUUAGUACCAGAAUUAUCCAGUAAUAAAAAGAUUAGGUUUGAUGAUGAUAGCCAAGACCAACCUUCCAACAAGAAGAUAAAAUUUGAACUCGAAGAGCCUCAAGAAGUUAUAAUUCAAACUGCAAUGGAUGAAACCGUGGAUGAGACUAUUAACGACACUGCUAACGAGACUAAAGACUAUCCUUCUAGUGGUGAAGAAGAGGAGACAAAAGAAGAAACCAAGGAAAAGAAGAGUAAGAAGGACAAGAAGGAAAAAAAGGAAAGGAAGGAAAAGAAACAUAAAAAAGAUAAAACAGACAAGAAAGAAAAAAAGGAAAAGACCCAUAAACACGAUAAGUAAAGCCUUUUGGAUUAUUUCAGCUACUUUAUGGCUUCAUAGUUGCAUGUUGGAUCAUACCUACACUCUAAAAUAUAUAACUACACAUUUGU
This is a messenger RNA of Yamadazyma tenuis ATCC 10573, 759 nucleotides long. The record is from RefSeq and is a predicted model, not a curated record. NCBI's taxonomy places the organism in Eukaryota, Fungi, Ascomycota, Pichiomycetes, Serinales, Debaryomycetaceae.